This is a messenger RNA of Lachancea sp. 'fantastica', 1296 nucleotides long. NCBI's taxonomy places the organism in Eukaryota, Fungi, Ascomycota, Saccharomycetes, Saccharomycetales, Saccharomycetaceae. The record is from the annotation of a GenBank genome assembly.
AUGAUCAGAUCAAGUGUCAAAAUUGCCAAGCCAUUGGCUUCAGGCUACAGCAAACGGUCCCUGAGCUUUGCUGCUCCUCAGUUUGGUGGUUUCUUGCAGCACAAAAACUCGUCGAUUGCGCUGCAUUUUCAAAGAUCCUCAAGAUCCCAGUCCACAGUUGUCAAGGUGCCUCCAAUGGCGGAGUCGAUUACCGAGGGUUCUUUGAAAGAGUUCACCAAGCAGGUUGGUGAAUUCAUCCAGCAAGACGAACUUCUAGCAACCAUCGAAACCGACAAAAUCGACGUGGAGGUGAAUGCCCCAACUACCGGUAAAGUUUCAAAAUUGAACUUCCAACCGGACGACACAGUCACCGUUGGCGAUGCUCUCGCUGAAAUUGAAGCUGGUGAAGCUCCACAGGGCGGUCAGGCUCAGGAAAAGCCCAAGGAGGAGAAACCUGCUGAGUCCAAGGAGCCAGAGUCCAAGCCUUCAAAAGAGGAGCCCAAGAAGGAAGAACCAAAGAAGGAAGAACCAAAGAAAACCUCCUCGCCUGCUCCUUCAUCCCAGCCUAAAAAGGAGACUGCACCAGCCCAGGAACCCCCCAAGAGUUCGGCCAAUUUCUCUCGUUCCGAACAAAGAGUUAAAAUGAACCGUAUGCGUCUAAGAAUUGCUGAAAGAUUGAAGGAUUCUCAAAAUACCGCAGCUUCUUUAACGACCUUUAACGAAUGUGACAUGUCUGCCUUGAUGGACAUGCGUAAGCUCUACAAGGACGAGAUUAUCAAGAAGACCGGAAUCAAGUUCGGGUUCAUGGGUAUGUUUGCCAAGGCCUGCACAUUGGCCGCUAAGGAAAUCCCAUCUGUUAACGCUGCCAUUGAAGGUGAUCAAAUUGUGUACCGUGACUACACAGAUAUCUCUGUUGCCGUUGCCACACCAAAGGGUCUAGUCACCCCAGUUGUUCGUAACGCUGAGUCUUUGUCGGUGCUAGAUGUGGAAGCCGAAAUCAGCCGUUUGGGUAAGAAAGCCCGUGACGGUAAGUUAACUCUAGAAGAUAUGGCCGGUGGUACUUUUACGAUCUCUAACGGUGGUGUCUUUGGUUCUUUGUAUGGUACUCCAAUCAUCAACCUACCUCAAACUGCCGUGCUAGGUUUGCACGGUGUCAAGGAAAGACCCGUCACCGUGAAUGGUCAAGUUGUGUCUAGACCAAUGAUGUACUUGGCCUUGACUUACGACCACAGACUUUUGGAUGGAAGAGAAGCUGUCACUUUCUUGAAGACAGUCAAGGAGCUCAUCGAAGACCCAAGAAAGAUGAUGCUUUCUUAG